AUGGAACCCAUGGACGAGAAGAAGCUGCGGGCCCUGCAGAUGCUGGAGCCACCCGGCCUGGGCAAGGGGCCUGCGGUCCUGGCCAAGCUGUGGAAUCUGUUGCUCAUCACGGCCGCAUUGAUCUCCUUGCCGAUCUGUUUCUACUCCGCGUCUAAGACGUACCUUUUCGAAGGCUUGCUGGGCUUGUCUACCAUCGAUAGCUACUUCUAUUCGGGGAUCGUGGCCAUCUUCUCGGUGCAUGGGGUGCUGGUCCUCUUCGUCUACAUGGCCUGGAACGACGGUAUCCAGCAGUGGCAGGAGGCCAGCAAGCUAGCAUAG
Molecule: messenger RNA, 318 nt
Organism: Antechinus flavipes (yellow-footed antechinus)
Lineage: Eukaryota; Metazoa; Chordata; Mammalia; Dasyuromorphia; Dasyuridae
Product: vacuolar ATPase assembly integral membrane protein Vma21-like
Exons: 1
Coding region: 1-318 (105 amino acids)
Biological process (GO): vacuolar proton-transporting V-type ATPase complex assembly
Cellular component (GO): endoplasmic reticulum membrane
Source: RefSeq, a predicted model, not a curated record